CAGGCCUGUGCCUGCACGCGGCCACCGGGGCCAUCUCCGGGCGAGUGCCCGCAGCGUCCCAGGUGGGCGGCUGCCGGCACGUCGUCACGGCGGCGAACGAGGCGGGUUUCUGCGAGUGCGAGGUCACCUUCUGCGUCGGCGCGGCGCCGCCGCGCGGCCGGCAGCAGGAGUCGCGCCUGCGCCCAGACCCCCCAGCCGCCGAGCACGGCGCGGGCGAGGCUCCCUGUCGGCUCACGGUGUCCUACGCGGUGGCCCUCGGGGAGGAGGCCCACCGCGGCACUGUGCGACUGGUUCCCGAGGUGCUCUCCUGUGGGCCGGGGGCGCCGGCGCUGAGCACCGGCGCGGCCCAGGUGUUCUCGGUCGAGCCACCGCUGCCCCCGGGGCUGUCGCUCUGCAAGGAGUCCGGCACGAUCCUCGUGGAGCCCGACUCUGCCGUCGGCCUCUCCGCCUACCGGGUCACUGUGCGACGCGGCGGCCUGGAGGCGUCCACGGACCUGCGCCUCUCCGUGCGGGCGGGGACGCUGCCCGCGUCGCUGUCUUACCCGGGCGUUGCUGCGAGGUACACUGUGGGCGACAGCGUUGAGCUCGCCCCGUGCACGGAUGGGCACAGCUUCUCCUCCUGGGCUGUCGAGCCUGAGCUGCCAGCCGGGCUGCACCUGUGCCCCGCGACCGGGGCGAUCUACGGCAGGCCGUCGGAGGUCUUGCGCGGCGGGGCCUGGACGGUCGCUGCCCGGGGCGCCGCGGGCCGCGAGGCCAUCGCCCGCCUGGCUUUCACGGUCCAGCCGGCGGCGCCCUGCAGGCUGUCGUACCCGCUGCUCGCGCGGGAGUACCCCGUGCUGCAGCUCAUGGCGGUUCAGCCGACGGUGCUGGGCGAGGUGGUCGGCUACUGCGUGUCCCCGCCCCUGCCGGAGGGCCUGGAGCUCGAUCCGAGGACCGGCGAGGUUCGCGGCGUGCCCGCCCGGGCCGCCCCCGAGGCCACCUACGAGGUGACGGCGAGGAACGAGGCAGGAUCGGCGUCCGUGCGGCUGACGUUCAGCACGAGGGUGCUGGCGCCCCGGGCCCUGAAGUACCCGCAGGCCCGGGGGCGGUACCGCGCCGGCGAGGCCAGCGAGCCGCCCCGCCCGCGUGCCCGUUUGGCGGCCCUCCCGCUCGGAGAGGGCAGGCGGAACACGAGUUCAGCGCGAAGAUGUAC
Molecule: messenger RNA, 1192 nt
Organism: Prorocentrum cordatum
Lineage: Eukaryota; Dinophyceae; Prorocentrales; Prorocentraceae
Source: the annotation of a GenBank genome assembly